Galeopterus variegatus (Sunda flying lemur) is the source of this 744-nucleotide messenger RNA. RefSeq lists its product as uncharacterized. The record is from RefSeq and is a predicted model, not a curated record. The transcript is spliced from 5 exons. Lineage: Eukaryota; Metazoa; Chordata; Mammalia; Dermoptera; Cynocephalidae. The coding region runs from base 187 to 588 and encodes 133 amino acids.
GGAAGAAGAGGAAAAGCCCCGCCUCUCCCUCUGGGGCUUCUGAUUUCGUCGCGGUUAGCUCGUCAGUUCCGCGGCGUCGCGCUUAUUGUGUGUGUCAUUUCCUGGCGGCGCAGAACGGAGUGGACAACGGCCUGCAGAGCAACAUGCCCAAGUUUUAUUGUGACUACUGCGAUACAUACCUCACCCAUGACUCUCGGCUGCAUUUCAACAAGGAAAGAUACCUCCUACUCCAUUUUCUGCUCCUCCUCCUGCAGGGGCAAUGAUCCCACCUCCUCCCAGUCUCCCGGGGCCUCCUCGCCCUGGUAUGAUGCCAGCACCCCAUAUGGGGGGCCCUCCCAUGAUGCCAAUGAUGGGCCCUCCUCCUCCUGGGAUGAUGCCAGUGGGACCUGCUCCUGGAAUGAGGCCACCCAUGGGAGGCCACAUGCCAAUGAUGCCUGGUCCUCCAAUGAUGAGACCUCCUGCCCGUCCCAUGAUGGUGCCCACUCGGCCAGGAAUGACACGACCAGACAGAUAAGAAUAGAGAGGAGGCUUCUUUAUAUCAGUUUUAUGUUACUUGUUGUACUUCAUCAGGAGAUCACGGUGCUGUGACUAUGGGUGUUCUCUAACAGCAUGGCACGGAAGACUUGCUCCCUUUUCCUAUUAAAGAGAGAAUAGUUUUGGAGGGGAGAAGUGGGACAAAAAAUGUGCAGUUUUCAUUUGUGUUGUGAAAUGUGAAAAUAAAAUUGUAAACACUUUUAGUUAAAA